AUGGCAAAGGAACCAAAUACGCCUGGGUCGUUUGUGUCCUACCGGUACCUCGGUACUCUUGCCUCUGCAUGGAACUUACACUUGAUCGUAGACAAGCUUGGGCAAAUCGCAUCGUCCACCCCGACGACGACCACGCCGACGACGUCCACGCCGAUCUCAGUCCCCAGUGAAUCGAGCAGCAGCAGUACUAUCGCCCACGCCCAUACUUCAUCUCAUGCAAAGGUAUUAGACACGGCGGUGAUUGCGGGUGUUGCUGCGACCGUCUUCAUUCUUGUCGCGAUCCUCGGGUUUUGCAUCUACCGUCGCCGACAGGGCAAGUCCACCUCGACGAGUGACGUGGCGCAGCCGGAUGAUGCCGCCACUUGCUACUUUCCGGUGCUGCUGACGCCUGCCGUCUCGAUGGGCACGGGCACCGGUCUCUCGACUGCGCAGUACCAGAGCUCCAAGCGCGGCAGUCUCAUCGUUGAGGACGGCGACGAUGUCCUCAACAUGGCCCCGCUGCGCAAGUUCAAGCUCGAGGUCGACGACUUGGUCACAGUCGGGUCCAAGCCAAUUGCGUCCGGCGCCUACGGUGACGUGUGGCGCGGCCGCUACUUGAAGGACGACGUCGCGAUCAAGCGCAUCAAGCACGACUCGACGCGCCACAUUCAAAAGUUUAUGGACGAGAUCCUCCUCAUGUCCAAAAUGCAGUGCAACUACAUUGUCGAGUUUGUCGGUGCGUCGUGGCGUCGGCCGACCGACCUCGCGUGUGUCGUCGAGUACAUGGACCUCGGGGACCUCCGGUCGUUCCUGUCCAAGACGACGCCGGACCAGUUUACGUGGCCGCAAAAGCACAUGAGCAUUAGCAGUAUCGUGCACGGCCUCUUAUACCUCCACACGUUUGAGACACCGAUCAUCCACCGCGACCUCAAGUCCCGCAACGUGCUCCUCGACUCGAAAAAGGGCACAAAGCUGACCGACUUUGGCGAGUCGCGCGAGGUCGACGAGAACACGCUCACGUGUGGCAUUGGCACGUACCAAUGGAUGGCGCCCGAGGUCAUUUCGGGUAGAGAGUACACGGUGGCCGCCGACGUCUACUCCCUCGGGGUGCUGCUCACUGAGUUUUCGACGCACUUGACGCCGUACACGGACAUGAUCAACCCGCACACGCAGAAGCAGUUUAACCAGCAGUACCUCCUUACGCAAGUGACGUCCGGGAAGAUCCGACCCACGAUCGACGUGUCGACGACACCGACGUGGGUGGCCGACUUGGCGCUGCAGUGCAUGGCGACGAACCCGGAAGAUCGCCCGAGCAUCAUGGUCAUCGCUGCCAUGGUCCCUCGCAUUGUCUAA
Saprolegnia diclina VS20 is the source of this 1332-nucleotide messenger RNA. Its product is annotated as TKL protein kinase. The coding region runs from base 1 to 1332 and encodes 443 amino acids. Gene Ontology annotation, biological process: protein phosphorylation. NCBI's taxonomy places the organism in Eukaryota, Oomycota, Saprolegniomycetes, Saprolegniales, Saprolegniaceae. Gene Ontology annotation, molecular function: protein kinase activity; ATP binding. The transcript has 4 exons. The record is from RefSeq and is a predicted model, not a curated record.